UUCCACUUCCCCACCACUGGCUGCCCUGGGGCCCUAAAGUUGCUGCAUCUUUCUUGUCAAAUCUCCAUCUAGCUCUGAUUUGUGCCUGUGGUGCCCUCUGACGAAUGAGACCACUUCUUCCUCAUACUGGGUGAAAAAGCCUCCACUUCCCUGCCAUGUGCAGCUGAAGGAUACGCGCUGCAGCCAUGCUUCCAGGUGGGGAUGAAGAUGUUGAGCUGCACAGGUUGACCCAAGAAGGAGCUCUCUCACAAAGGACAAUGGUCCGCAGAGAGGUAAGAGCAGUGUUCCCAGGGUGCUGCUUUCACACAGGCAGAAAUGCAUUUCCUAUGCGUACACUACACGAGUGCAUGCACCCACGCGGAGCCUCCCCGGCUCGAGCAGCCGCAGGCUGUGGGGGUGUUUCCAAGGGUUUCUGACUCAAACUCGACAACACAUUGUUGAAGCAAAGCUCUGCGUCUUGUUGUUGUUGCUGACUUUCAAGAGAGACGGGCAGAGACGUGCAGAGCGCUGUCCUACCUGCUGAGAGCACGAAGGGAACAAAGGCUGCCACAAAACCUUACAGCCAAGAGAAGUGGCUUUGUAAUUUUCGAAAGGGAACUGCCGGGGAAAUAAGACGUUGUAGAAAUAAGUGCUCCUCUGCGGUGGUGCAAGCCUAAUGCUUCAGCCAGCCAGCCCCGCGGGACAAGGCUGGUCUGUAAUUUGAAAUAGAAUGGAGCUGCUCUCGCUGUGUGCUCUAAAAGGCAGAAAUUAAACUAGGACCAGAAGCUGAGAGGCAUGAGCAGGCUGUGGAGGCUUCCCAGCACGGGGAAAACAGGCGCUCUGCUCCCCUGAGUGUGCAGGAAGAGACUGGGCCCCCCAGCCUGGUGGGUACAGCAGCGUCAGGGCUUUUUCCACAGCAUGGGCCAUAGAGGAGUCAUUGCUAAUCACUGCGUAAAGGAACCACUCUCAGUGCCUUCUGGAAUGCUGCUUUUUGGGGCUGUGCCUGUGUUUUUGGAAGCUGCUCUCCAGCACCACUACGAUGCAGGUCUGUCAUCCCUUGGGUGGCCAUCAGCUCAACUGAUGUUAGUGGCACUGCAAGCCACCUCCAGCCCAAGCCGGCAGAGGAACUGGCAGGCUGCCCCCUUAUCCCACAAGAGAUGAUAGUGAGGGGGAAUCUGAAGUGAUUCCUGAUUUGAUUUCCCUGUUAACCAGCUGCCGAUGUGACCCUGCAUCCUGUCCCUCAGACCUUAUAGGGGACCUUCCGGUACCUGAAGAGGGUGUAUGGGAAAGCUGGGGAGGGGCUUUUUACAAAGGCAUGUAGUGACAGGGUGAGGAGGAAUGGCUUUAAAUCGGAGAAGGGAAGAUUUAGAUUAGACAUUAGGAAGGAAUUCUUCACGAUGAGAGUGGGGAGGCCCUGGCCCACGUUGCCCAGAGCAGUGGUGGCUGCCCCAUCCCUGGAGGUGUUCAAGGCCAGGUUGGAUAGGCGGUCUGAGCAACCUGAUCCAGUGGGAGAUGUCCCUGCCCAUGGCAGAGGGGUUGGAAUUAGGUGAUCUUUAAGGUCCCUUCCAACUCAAACCACUCUAUGAUUCUAUGAGUGGUCUCGUAAGAGCCAAGCUGUGGCCAGGGCCAUGCACAGCUUCGUCCAUGUGGGAAGCUGAUCAGGACAGACUGUCUGCUUUCUAUGUGGUCUCUCCCAGUGUUCUGCAUAUACUCCCGCUCUUGUGUGAUGCCAUGCUAGACAGCAAGUUCAUUUUGGGGCUGGGAGGCAGUCAGUGCUGCAGGUUUGCCUCUGGGAACCUGCCAGAUACUUGAGGCUUGGUACGGUAUUUACUGAAAGUAACCACAUCCAAAUAAAACGCAGGCUUCGCCACCAGCCCUUUUCCUGCAUGCUGAAAUGUUCCUUGUGCUGCCCCUGUUGAUCUGUAGCCAUCCCCUGGGCUUGGGCCCUUGUAGUCUCUCUUCUCGAACUCCGUUACAGUUGCUUUAGGCCUGAUGCAGUUUGUACUUCUGAAUAUUAAGGAACUUGAACCACUGGAUUGUGGCUCAGUCGAACAGGAAAGGGCAAUGUUACACCGGCGCAGCAGACAGCUCAGUGCCUGGCGUUAGAGAUCGGUCUCAUUCACAUCAGCAACCUGCGAUCCCACGCAAACACACCUCCAAGGAGAACCGAGGUGAAACACCGGGGAUGUGGCCCCAGUGAGAAGACAAGCCCAAGAAAUGCAAAUGAGGCAGAUGCUCGCUGAUCAGCUCUUGCCUUGGGGCUUUGGCUGGUGGGAUGGACGUGGGCAGUGGGCUGGAGCAAGGAGACAGGCUGACAGCGUCCCCAGCCCCUCCGAGCAUCUGUGCAAGAGACCCUGAUGGCUCAGGAAGAAGAUGAAACGCUGCUGAGCAGGACCUCAGGAGCCAGGCACUGCCCAGGGACAGGUCACAUGUAGGAACCUCUGUGCCCUGACCCCACCAGCAAACGGGAAGGCACCCUGCAGCACCCCAACUGCCACAUCCACCUUGCUUGAGAAGCCAGGACUGACGCUCUGCAGAAAGGUUUGCUAUGCCAUCGGGGGCAUUCCCUACCAGAUGACCAGCAACGCCCUUGGGUUUUUCCUCCAAAUAUUCCUGCUGGAUGUUGUGCAGCUGGAGCCAUUCCAUGCCUCCUUGAUAAUCUUCCUUGGAAGAGCCUGGGAUGCAGUUACUGACCCUGCUAUUGGCUUCCUGGUCAGCAAAAGCUCGAGGACAAAAUAUGGCAAACUGGUUCCAUGGAUCGCCUGCUCCAUGCCAUUUGGGGUGCUCUGCUACUGCAUGAUGUGGUCCACCCUCUCGGAUGCCACCCCCUCCUCCCUGAAAUUCUUGUGGUACCUGUCCAUGUACAGCUUCUUCCAGACUUGCAUGACCUGCUACCACGUGCCGUACUCAUCCCUGACAAUGUUCCUAGGAGGAACCCAGAGAGACCGUGACUCAGCCACUGCCUACAGAAUGGGGAUGGAAGUGUUCAGCACACUCAUUGGGUCAGGAAUUCAAGGACAGCUCGUGGGCAGUUACCAUACCCACAUGGUGAACGGUUGUUAUGUGUCAAACGAGACUCUGCCCAACACCAGCACCUACAGCCUCACGGACUCUCUGGAGAACACACGUAGGGCCUAUGUAUUUGCAUCCCUGGUCCUGGGCUCAAUCUACUGCCUGUCCUGCCUAGUUCUCAUCUUUGGAAUCAGGGAGCAGCCUGGGCCUCUCAAUCCCCUGGGGAAGGUCGAGCUGCCCUUCACCAGCUGCCUGAGGAUGAUCAUGGGACACCAGCCCUACACCCAUUUGCUGUGUGGCUUCCUCUUUGCAUCUCUGGCCUUCCAGAUCACACAGGGGAUCUUUGCCUUCUUCUGUACUCAUGCCGCAGGGCUGGCUGGGAAGUUCCAGCACUUGGUGCUUAUCAUGUUGGUCACUGCUUCCCUCUCUGUUCCCUUUUGGCAGUGGUUUUUGGGGAGAUUCGGAAAGAAAACAGCAGCGUCACUGGGCCUGGCGCUGAUCAUCCCAGCGCUGGUAGCGGUCUCCCAGGUGAUGCACAACUUCCCAGCCUUCAUCUUCCUGGUGAUCAUGGCAGGCUGCAGCAUGGCUGUGCUCUACCUUUUACCAUGGUCCAUGCUGCCAGAUGUGGUGGACAACUUCAUGCUGAGGAACCCCAGCUGCCCCAACCUGGAGGCUCUCUUCUACUCAUUUUACGUCUUCUUCAACAAGUUUGCAGGUGGCCUUGCUGUGGGGAUAUCGACACUGGGUUUACAUUUUGCAGGUUACCAAGCUGGAGAGUGCACACACAACCCCUCCGUCAUCCUCACCCUGCGGCUUCUCAUGGCCCCAGUCCCAAUAAGCCUGCUGCUCAUUGCCAUCAUCAUCUUUUGCCUCCAUCCCAUUGAUGAAGAAAAGAGGAAGCAGAUGAGAAUGGAGAUGGAGGCAAUGGGGCAUCAGGUACAGCGCGGCAGCCAGGAGCUAACCCAGGGCUGAAGGGAACAUUCCUUGGCAUCACCUGACUGAGCCCAUGGUUAGGUGUUGGGAUGCACUGCCCUCUGCCACCGCACUGCUUUCAGCCUCCCUGCCUGCAGAUUUAUGAACGAGCAAGUGCCUUGGAGGAAACGCUCUGGUCGCUGAGAGAUUAUAGUCCUGCAUAAGGCAUGAAUUAUCUUCAGUGGCUCCAGGGAAAGAAGAGCAAGCUUGAUCUGGAGCUCCC
Molecule: messenger RNA, 4186 nt
Organism: Cuculus canorus (common cuckoo)
Lineage: Eukaryota; Metazoa; Chordata; Aves; Cuculiformes; Cuculidae
Product: sodium-dependent lysophosphatidylcholine symporter 1-like
Exons: 15
Coding region: 2554-3963 (469 amino acids)
Biological process (GO): carbohydrate transport
Cellular component (GO): membrane
Molecular function (GO): symporter activity
Source: RefSeq, a predicted model, not a curated record